CGUCACUGUUCAAGGGACAUCAGCAGGAACAUAAAUUAACCCGACCUUUCUGUUGAGAACACCGCAGUCAUGGACGUUUCUAGUAAAACACCAAGUGAAUAUCCCGAGGCAGUGAAUGCCGCUCUGAAAGCAGAGGAUGCGGCUCGCUCUGCCCGGGGCCCCGGUGAUGGCGGAGGCUCCUGUCUGAAGAAGGCGCGCGGCUUCAUUCCGUCCAAAUACCGAUACGAGCUGCUUCAACUGGUCAAGCUGGCGGGACCAGUGGUCAUUUCCCAGUUGAUGGUCUUCAUGAUCAGUUUCGUCAGCACUGUGUUCUGUGGUCACCUGGGGAAAACUGAACUAGCAGGUGUAGCAUUAUCGAUAGCGGUGGUUAAUGUCACUGGUAUUUCCAUUGGAACUGGUUUAUCGUUAACUUGUGAUACCCUCAUAUCUCAGACGUAUGGGAGCGGUAACUUGAAGCGUGUGGGUGUGAUUCUCCAGAGAGGGAUUCUGAUUCUGCUGCUGGCCUGUUUCCCCUGCUGGGCUGUCCUCAUCAACACUGAGCCUCUCCUACUCGCCGUCAGACAGAGUCCAGAGGUUGCCAGUCUCGCCCAGCUGUAUGUGAAGAUCUUCAUGCCUGCCCUGCCGGCUGCUUUUAUGUACCAGCUGCAAGGGAGGUAUCUUCAAAAUCAGGGAAUUAUAUGGCCUCAGGUUGUGACUGGAGCAAUUGCAAAUAUCCUCAAUGCAAUCAUCAACUACUUUUUCAUCUACAGUCUGGAGUUGGGUGUUGCGGGAUCUGCUGCAGCCAAUGCUAUUUCCCAGUAUUUGCUGGCUGUGAUCUUAUUUGUUUACAUCUGCUGCAGGGGUCUGCAUAAGGCCACAUGGGGAGGUUGGUCACUGGAAUGUCUGCAAGAGUGGGGACCCUUCGUCCAGCUGGCCAUCCCCAGUAUGCUCAUGCUUUGUCUGGAGUGGUGGUUGUUUGAAAUAGGAGGAUUCCUGGCCGGAGUGAUUAGUGAGGUUGAGCUGGGAGCUCAGUCCAUAGUGUAUGAGCUGACUGUUAUUGCUUACAUGUUCCCAUUAGGACUCUCUGCUGCUGCCAGUGUACGUGUUGGGAAUGCUCUUGGUGCAGGAAACAUAGAGCAGGCCAAGUUGUCUAGCAAAAUCCCCAUCAUUUGUGCACUCAUAAUUGCUGGUAUUAUUGGAGCCAUCUUCGUCAUGGCCAGACAUGUCAUUGGAUACAUCUUCACAUUUGAGCCAGACAUUUUACAGAGAGUUGCUGAUGUCUUGAUCGUAUUUUUCUUCAUGCACAUCUUUGAUGCUGUCGCGGGUGUGGCUGGAGGUGUUCUCAGAGGAGCAGGGAAACAAACGAUUGGUGCUCUGGUUAACCUGGUGGGUCACUACUUCAUUGGCCUCCCUGUUGGUGUGUCCCUAAUGUUUGCAGCAAACAUGGGCAUUGUUGGACUCUGGAUAGGGCUCAUCGCUGCUGUGUUGACGCAGUCCACUUUCUACGUCACAUUUGUGUGCAAACUCGAUUGGAAGAAGGCAGCUGAAGAGGCUCUUGUGAGAGCAGGAGUCCAGAUCCAAGACAAAAAUGAGAUGGUCGUGAUGGGAAACACAGACUUGCUUCAGCACCCGGCUACUGCAUCCAGUGCUGAGGAGGUCAACACGUAUCAGGAGGUGCAAGAUAUAUCCACCACCACUACUGUGGGAAAUAUUCUGUCAAUACCACAGCUGGUUUUACGACGUGGCCUCGCAUUGUUGCUGAUGGUCGUUAUUCUUGCCGCUGGAACCUUGGCUAACCACUUCCUCACCCAGCUACUGAAAUGAGUCAUAAAGCGGGCAGUCGGACUGAUGACUGUCAGGGUCGAUGGCGUCAUCGGCCAUUAACAAUAAAUACAUCACCUUGUAGUGAAAGGGUUACUGUUACUAUUAACUUUUAUCCAACAACCUUCAAUUAUAUGUGACUAGAAAUCCACUGAAAAAGGAAGAUGCAUAUUUUCAAAUAUAUGAUAUUGUUGCUGCUCAGUGGAGAGGGAGAGGGAGUCCCUCCUCUCACGCAACUGACACAACCCCAAGAUGAAUGAAAGGGAUUACAUAAUUAACAAUGUUUUGACAUGAUAGUCUUUUAAGGCUAUUGCGGGACUAAACAGCAAUACAAGCAUUAAAUAGGGCAUAAGACACAGGUGUGCUCAAUCAUGGGGAGGGGUGUCCUGAGUCAUAUUCACAUUAUGUGGUGGGAGCACAUAGCUACCUAAUUCAUUACACAUUUAAAAAUCAUAUGAGAAAAAAAGUCUACAUUUCAAUAUCCGAGACCUUAAGAGAUAGACACGUUUACACUUUUGGAGUGACUGUUCAACUUACGUUUCUGGUCAAACUGUUUUUCUUAAAGGACACUCCUCCUCCCGAUGAUUGAGCACGCCCAUAAUAUACUACAUUUCUGCCAAUUAAUCCCCCUUAAUCCUACACACAGCUACUUGAAUGCAACUUUGCAAGAUUUCUUGAAGCAUGGUAUGUUUGAAUGACAAUAACAAGCAAUAUAAGUAAGGUGCUGUAUUAUGUAACAUAGAGGAGGGAGUAUGCCAAGUAUCGCUGGGGUAGUUCAAAAUAGUUUGUUUCGAAGAUGUUUUGAUUUUAGAGGACCAUUUACACACAUUGAAUGUGAAUGCAUUUUUUUUAUACCCCUGUAAAAGAGUGUGUGUGUGUGUGUGUGUGUGUGUGUGUGUGUGUGUGUGUGUGUGUGUGUGUGUGUGUGUGGUGUGUGUGUGUGUGUGUGUGUGUGUGUGUGUGUGUGUGUGUGUGUUGUGUGUUGUGUGUGUGUGUGUGUGUGUGUGUGUGUGUGUGUGUGUGUGUGUGUGUGUGUGUGUGUGUGCGUGCGUGCGCACAACAUAUGACAAUAGCACCCACUAUUUUGUGAUCAAAGGCUUUUUAAGAGACCAAAAGUUGAGAGUUCUGGUACUUUUUUUUAAUUCAGCAUUAGUGUUACUCUUAGUAUCAUGGUCAGUUGUAGUAUAUGCUAGAUACAUGUAGGAUUGAUUAAGAUUCUCCUGAAUCAAUAUGUGAUAUGAUAUGGGCAUAAAGUGCAUGUAAUGCUCUCUAAAUGUGUUCCUCUCAGCAUGACAUCCACCACUGCUUCUUUUAAAUUCUUUUGUCAGCAUUGUUGACAAAAAUACACUGUUUUAUUGCCAAAUAAUGAAAUCCAAGUGAAAAUCAUCAAUGCCAAGAAUUUAUGGAAGCAUUCAUUGAGACUGUUUUUGGUUAUGAGUAUUUGUUUGGGUUUGGAUGUAUUUUAACAACUACAAUCCAGUAGUGGAAGGAUGUUCUUGAGUAUCACACAUAAAUUAAAUGUAUGUUGCUCAUACCAUCAUUAUUGCUGAAGUAAAUUCAUUUGGGUUGAAAAAACAAGUAAAGCCUAGAAGUUGCCAUUUUGAAAACCGCUGUAUUAAAAAAUACUAGUUACUUUUGAGGGAGCUCUUCAAAGGCAGACAAAAUAACUGAUGAUGCCACCAGCUUGGAGACAUCUCACACAUGUUGACCAUUAAAGCCACUAAAGUCA
This is a messenger RNA of Cyclopterus lumpus (lumpfish), 3529 nucleotides long. Its product is annotated as multidrug and toxin extrusion protein 1-like. Gene Ontology annotation, cellular component: membrane. NCBI's taxonomy places the organism in Eukaryota, Metazoa, Chordata, Actinopteri, Perciformes, Cyclopteridae. The transcript is spliced from 16 exons. The record is from RefSeq and is a predicted model, not a curated record. The coding region runs from base 70 to 1803 and encodes 577 amino acids. Gene Ontology annotation, molecular function: xenobiotic transmembrane transporter activity; antiporter activity. Gene Ontology annotation, biological process: xenobiotic detoxification by transmembrane export across the plasma membrane.